AUGGAUGAGCCACCAUCGAAAAAAUCUCGCGCUGAGAGCGGUAAAAGCGAAACAUCGUUUCGUAUGUUCAAAAAUCGAUAAUUGCAGAGUAUGAUUCGGGACUCGACGCGCUUUCCGAACUCGACAAGCUGGAACCGCUCCCAACAUCAAACAAGGAUUCAGACGUAAGUGACCCUUCUUCUCUCAUUCCGCCACCGCAUGUUCCUAUUUUAGGUAGAUAAUCCGAGUACUUCGGCUGGAGGACUGGGCGGUCCUUCUGGCUCGACUCCUCAACAUCCACCUCCCCAAGGCACACCGCAGCCGGUAGCACCAAAUGGCGGCUUCAACAUGCAACCGGGACAGCCGGGAGCACAACCACAGCAGCAACAGACCGCGGCGGGGGGCGCCGGCGGCUCUGUGCUUCAGGAGUUGCUCAUGAACCAACCCCAAGGUGCUAACAACUCGCCACGGCCAACUGGAUACCCACCCGGACAGCAGAACGCCUUCAACAGGAGUCCGUCGAUGCAUAAUGGAACGCCGAACAUGAUGUCUCCGCCGAGCAUGAGUGGCAGAGUUCCUGGUCCGAGCCCUGGUGGACCUCAACAAGGACCCGGACAAGCACAGCUGAGACCAGGUCAACCUGGGAUGUUCCCACCGGGCGGGGAUCAGCAGAUGAUGAUGGGAGCACAGGGUCAACAGUUCCCGCAGAUGAUGCACAGAGGAUAUCCUGGAUACCCGCAGCCAGGACCUCCCGGAGCACAAGGCAUUGCACCGCCAGGCUAUCCUGGAGCAGGUCGGGGCGGACCGACUCCAGGACAAGCCAUGGGACGAGGAGCGAUGAUUAAUGGAACAAUGCAACGGAACGGACCGAUGCCGGCACAGGCAAGGCCCGGAAUGGCUCCUAAUCAACAGCAGAUGAUGCCUGGAAUGAUGGAUCAAAGGAGUUUCAUGCAACAUCAGCAGUACGCAGGACAACGACCGGAGUUCAUGCAUGCGCAGUACGGUCGAGGGCCGAAUCCGGGAUACCCGCCUAUGAUGCAUCCACAACAGGUUUGUACUCCCAUUGUGGAUGUUUCAGUUUACCUUGUAAUUUCAGAUGAUGAUGGACGCGAACGGACAACCCAUGAGGCCAAUGAUGAUGAACAAUGGACACCCGGGUAUACAGCACGUGCCUCCAGGAGGACAGAAUGCAGCCCAGGCAGCCGCUCAUCAUGCUGCACAACAACAGGCUCAGGCUCAAGCUCAAGCCGCAGCUCAACAGCAACGGGAGCAGGAAGCUGCUGCAGCGGCGGCCGCACAACGGAACGGAGCCGCACGGUCAACAACGCCUGGAUCCAGCAUGCUGGCAACACAUCAAGACCCAGAAAAACGGAAGUUGAUUCAGCAACAGUUGGUUCUUCUGCUACAUGCACAUAAAUGCUCACAACGUGAAAAGGUGAGUGCAUUUGGAACUGAUUUCCUCUCAAAAACUACAGAUUCAGGAGAAUCGGGACUUUGCCGCCAAGAAUCAGCCGUUGCCUCAUGCCGCCUGCACUCUCCCACACUGUUCAACAAUGAAGGACGUGCUAACGCACAUGACGAGUUGCAACGUCGGAAGAUCGUGCCCUUGUAAGUGUUGUUCUUCGUCGUGUCGCUUCUCUCUUCCUUUUUACCUACUUCUCUUUCACUCUUCUCUAAAGAGUUUCGAACAAAUCAGCAAGUGAGAAGCGCUGCUCCCGCUCCAAUCCGCUUCACUCUGGCCACUGUUUGAAAUCUCUUUCAGCCGAUACCAAUCAAACAAAAAAAUGUUCAGUUGCACACUGUGCUUCGUCCCGUCAAAUUAUUGCUCAUUGGAAGAACUGUGCUCGAGAGGAUUGCCCAGUGUGUAAGCCGUUGAAGAGGAUACAGGACACGCCAUUGCAAUUUUCAUGUCAGUUGUCCCACCUUAACUCAAACUUUACAAAUAAUAUAGUUUCAGUGCCAGAUCUCGCUAACAUCAUCGGCGGAAACGGAAACUCGAACGGAAGUGCAGAAGGUGACGGAAUGGGACAGUUCGGAUCACCUUCACUCCAACGCGGUCAACAUCUGACGAAUAGUCUUUUCGAAGGAUUCAACGGAGAUCCGUUUUCUCGACCCGGAGCGAACCGUCAAGGACAGAGACCACAGGGCGGAAGCAACGGAGAUAUUCCGAAUCUCCCACCUCCAGACAUGCCGGAUUGCACAAAGGAAUGGCAUCAUCAAGUCACCAAGGAUCUACGCAACCAUCUUGUCGGCAAGCUGGUCAAGGCAAUCUUCCCAGAACCAGAUCCGAACGCAGUGAAUGACAAUCGUCUGAAAGAUUUGAUAGCAUAUGCACGGAAGGUCGAGAAGGAGAUGUUCGAGUCGGCCAACGACCGCGAAGAGUACUAUCAUCUACUUGCCGAGAAGAUCUAUAAGAUACAGAAGGAGUUACAAGAGAAGAAGAACUCUCGACUGAGUCAAGGAAAUGCGAAUCACGACCGUGAGUUUAAUUUCAGUCUGAAUCGAAUAAUCCAGUUUUAGUUUCAGCAUACAACAACAUUCCGCCUUCGAAUGAGAUCGCGCAGAUGCUGGGAGUCGAUGGUCGCAACGAUCGAGGCGACGUUCAUAUGGAAGGGAGCAGCAGUAUGGCAGCUGCGCCGAGCCAACAGAACCAACAAUGGGGAGGCGCUCCGAGCAUGCAGUCACAGCAGAUGCCAUCCAACGGUCCGAUUCCGCCACACAGCAAUGGAGCUCUGUUCCCGGCCAGCGGAAACAGCACGCCGAACAUCGGAGGAUCAUCCGCUACCAGUGGAACCCUUCUUCCGAAAACUGAACCGAUGGAUGAGAGUAAUGCGGAUUCGAUGAGCUCUCGACCAGCCACUGCCGCCGGACUCGCGGGAUCGAGCACUUCGUCCACACCGGCUCCUACUCUCAACGGAGUGAAGAAGGAAGAAGACGAUGAGGCAUCCAACCAUGCGCCGACUCCGAAGGAUGUGAAGACAGAAGCUGGAUCCAGCUCGACUGAUAAGAAGGACGGUGUGAAAAGAGAACCGACGCCACCACCAGCGGAAGACUCUGUAUUCUCGCAAGAGGAGCUGGUCAAGCGACUCAUGCCGAUUUGGGAGAAACUUGACACGUCGGAAGAAGGAGCUCCAUUCCGGAUACCUGUUGACGCGCAGAUACUCAACAUUCCCGACUACCAUCAGAUUAUCAAGAAUCCAAUGGACCUGGACACUAUUCAAAAGAAGUUGAACGGUGGAAAGUAUCAGAACGUGCAUCAGUUCUGCGACGACAUCUGGCUGAUGUUCGACAACGCAUGGCUGUACAAUCGGAAGAACAGCAAAGUGUACAAAUAUGGAGUCAAGCUGUCCGAACUGUUCAUUUCCGAGAUUUCUGACACUAUGAAGUCGAUGGGCUAUUGCUGUGCCAAGAAGCUCGCAUUCACGCCGCUCUCCCUCUUCUGUUACGGAGCAGCAAUGUGCACGAUCGCCAGAGAGCAGGUGUAUUGGAUGUACGAACAGAGUUCUACUCAGUUCAAUGUGACUGUCAACGAGCGGUAUACCUACUGUCAGAAGUGUUUCGAUGCGCUUCCGCCCGAGGGAAUAUCACUUUCUGAGAAUCCGAAUGAUCGCAAUAACAUGGCGCCGAAGUCGGACUUCAAGGAGAUGAAAAACAGUCUGAUCGAGUACGAACCAUUCGAGCGGUGCAAGUAUUGUAUGCGGAAAUGGCAUAAGAUCUGUGCACUUCACGACAAGAAGGUUUAUCCGGAAGGAUUCAUUUGCCCAAGCUGCAGGACGGCGAAGAAGUAUCCGAAGCAAGAGAACAAGUAUCUCGCGAGCAAGCUGCCUCCCAACAAACUGUCGACAUACCUCGAGGACCGUGUCAACGGAUUCAUAAAACGACAGUUGCAAGCGGAAGCUCCAAAGUAUCCUGUCAUAAUCCGAACACUUUGUGUGCAGGACAAGGACGCCGAAGUGAAGCCGCAGAUGAAAUCGAAGUACGUGGAGAGCAAUCAGUUCCCGGAGAAGUUCCCUUACCGAACGAAAGCCGUGUUCGCUUUCGAGAUCAUCGACGGCGUCGAAGUGUGCUUUUUCGGUCUUCACGUGCAGGAGUACGGUAGCGAGUGUCCAGCUCCGAACGCGAGAAGAGUAUACAUCGCGUAUCUCGAUUCGGUGCAUUUCUUCCAACCGAGAGAGCUCAGAACUGAUGUCUAUCACGAAAUUCUACUCGGAUACCUCGACUACGCGAAGAAGCUCGGGUACACAAUGGCUCACAUCUGGGCUUGUCCUCCUUCGGAAGGAGACGACUACAUUUUCCAUUGCCACCCGCCAGAGCAGAAGAUACCGAAGCCGAAACGUCUUCAGGAUUGGUACAAAAAGAUGUUGGAGAAAGGAGUUCAAGAGGGAACAGUCAUUGAGUUCAAAGACAUCUACAAGCAAGCUCGCGACGACAAUCUCACUUCGCCGACCCAAUUGCCGUACUUUGAAGGAGAUUUCUGGCCGAAUGUGAUUGAGGAUUGUAUUCGGGAAGCAUCCAAUGAAGAGGCUCAACGGAAAGUGAAAGAUGAAGACGACGACGGAGAGGAUGGAGACGGAGGACUCGGCGGAAGUGGAGACUCUGGAAAGAAGAAGAGUUCGAAGAACAAGAAGAGCAAUCUGAAGAAGAACGCGAAGAUGAAUAAGAAGAAAGCUGGAAGCCUGACUGGAAACGAAGUGGCCGACAAGCUGUUCUCGCAGUUCGAAAAGCACAAGGAAGUCUUCUUCACCAUUCGACUCGUCAAUGCCGCUGGCGAGGCUCUCGCUCUUCAAAGCCCAAUCAACGAUCCUGACGGUCUGAUGCCUUCUGAUAUGAUGGACGGACGUGACAUCUUCUUGACGAAGGCCCGAGAGGAGCACUGGGAGUUCUCUUCUCUGAGGAGAGCCAAAUACUCCACACUCUGUCUCGCUUACUCUCUCCACGAGACAGAUUCCAAGGGAAUGGAGUACAGCUGCAACAAGUGCAAUGGACCGGCUCAAUGGCAUUGCAACAGUUGCGAGGACUUUGAUCUCUGCGGUGGAUGCAAGCCACAGUAUCCGCAUCAGCAUGAGAUGGAACAGAUCAAGUCGCUACUCCUCCCUGAUUCCAACCAAGAUUCAAAUGGAAACGGAAGUCGAUACGAGAGUAUCCAGCGGUGCAUUGCUUCGUUGGUUCACGCGUGCCAGUGCCGCGAUGCCAACUGCCGUCGUAUGUCUUGCCACAAGAUGAAGCGUGUCGUUCAGCACACGAAACUUUGCAAGAAGAGGAUCAACGGAACGUGCCCGGUGUGCAAGCAGCUCAUUGCCCUUUGCUGUUACCACGCUAAGCACUGUACUCGUGACUCGUGCUCCGUACCAUUCUGUAUGAACAUUCGACAGAAGCUCGCCGAACAGAAGCGCUCACAUCAACGUCGUGCUGAUAUGAUGAUGAGAAGAAGAAUGGAAGGACUUCAAGCCACAGCUGGAGGAGCCCCGCCCACCCCAAGUGCAUCGACGAAUGGAGCUCAUACGAGUGCUCCAACACCGCCAGUUAGUGCCGGACCACCAUCAUCGGCGGCUGUGAAAGGAGGAGGUGUUGGACAGAUGCAGAUGCAAAGGGGUCCGCUUAGUGGAAUGGGAGCGCAGAUGAACAGUUUUGGAGGCACUGGAAUGAGCGCUGCAGGACCGAAUGGACCGAACGGACCGAAUGGACAACUUCCUGGAAUGAAUCAACACAUGGGAGGAAAUCAGCGUUUCAUGCGUAAGUUGUCUCUCGGUCCAACAGUAAGAUGAUUUCGUUGCUUUCAGAAGCCAAUGGGCAAGGAUUUGGAGGGCCAGGAGGACCGAAUGCACAGCAUAGCAUGUACUCGAAUAUGUCGAGGCAAGGAAUGAGCCACGGCGGACUAGGAGGAAUGAACCAACAAGGGCAACAGCAGGGAAUUCCCGGACAGCAACAGGGUCGACCCGCCAUGCCUGGAAUGGGACAGAAUCCGCAGCAGUUCAGGUAUUCCAAUCGAAAUAAUGUUUGAUUGAUUGCAUUCAAAAUUUUUCAGAAAUAAUCAGGAGAUGUACAUGAUGAACAUGCAGGGACAACAGGCUCAGCAGCAGCAACAAUCCGAUCCUACACUGCAGCCACAGAUAACCAAGAUCAAUGUACGGUUAAAGAAUGCAAAGACCCAACAGGAGCGGGAGAGUGUGUUCGCCGAUCUUAAGAAGACACCGCACUUGUUCCACGCAUGGCUCAGAGUAAGCGAUGUCUUCGAAACUACUCACUAAACCUACUUAACUUAUUUUGGGUUCCGUGGUUUUAACUAACAUUAGGAUACUGAAAACUUCGAGAGACGGAUCGCUUUUUUUUGAGUUUUUGCUUCAACUGACAUCCUUAGUUUAAGAAGCCGAUCGUCUGUGUCCCUGUUUCCAAAGUGAUCAAGUCCCGCUUUUACAUCUUAUCCCAAUGUUUUCAGUCCUGUUCUUAACCUAUUCACCCGUGGUCGGUCUUUACAGAAUAACCCGCAACACGGACAAUUCGCCAAUAUGUCCAAUAUAAUGGGUCAACCGCUGCCGGGUGGUCCUCAGAAUCCGAUGGGACAGAAUCCACAACAAAUGGGCCAGCAACAAGGAGCUCAGAUGCGCGGCAACUUCCCCGGACCAAACGGCAAUCAGCCACGAGGACCGGGCGGACAGUUUGCUUCGAUGAAUCCAUCUAUGCAGCAGCAGCAACCAGGCUGGGCGCAGCAACGGCAACCGCAUCCCGGCAGCAUGCCACAGAAUUCGAUGCAGUACGGACAGGUUGGUUACGCUCCGGGGGUCUAAGGAUGUUUAUGUUGCGAUGACGAUCGAUCGAUGUGAACUUUUUACGCUUUUCGGUUUCGAAUUCUUAGCUAUCUGUGUAAUUUUUUAUAUUUAUUCCAAAAAAUCAACCAAACAACGUGCGUUCGUCUAUAUUUCAAUAACCUCUAUUUGGAAUAACCAACCAAGUUCUAUAGUCGAUUGUUUUACCCUGACAUCUGUGUUGACAUGACAUCUAAUAACUUUGUUUUAGUUCCAGAACCGGCAACAAAUGAUGAUGAUGCAGCAGCAACAGCAGCAGCAGCCACAUCCUUCGAAUGCUGGAAAACAGUAG
Caenorhabditis sp. 36 PRJEB53466 is the source of this 7074-nucleotide messenger RNA. The record is from the annotation of a GenBank genome assembly. NCBI's taxonomy places the organism in Eukaryota, Metazoa, Nematoda, Chromadorea, Rhabditida, Rhabditidae.